AUGGACGGCCAUUGCGAAGCGGAGCGCAUAUCAGUACCGAUAAUGAAGAGCGCUCGUUUGGUUCCAGUAGAUCAGCAACCUCUUUACUUUGGCUUAUUCGCAUGUAACCUUGAACGCUCUCAUAUGCUCAGAGCUUUUGUUUGUUGUGCUUUUCUGCGACAGGUUGAUUACGCGCCUGCAAGGUCAGGCCCAGUUCGCACCAGAGGGGAUCAGAACGAGCAAAUUGUCGAAAACCCGACAAUGCGGAUGAUGUUGACUCUUGAGGGCUGCUCCGAGUCCUACUAUUGCUCCCCUAGCGCGUCUCACAUCCGUGCGAGCUCAUCAUGGCCACCAAAGAAUGGCGUCUACAGCGUUGAUCUGGCUCCGUCGUUUCCCUUCAGCUUCGAACGUCUGUUCUCUGUCUCGCACACAGCCUCACUCCUCUGGGGCCAGAGCCCAGACAUAUUGCACCACAAGAGCGGCGGAGUAGAAUUUCUAGAUUCUAUAGGAGACUCUCUCUUCCCCCCUCCCCACCUGCACUCGCCUUAG
Molecule: messenger RNA, 528 nt
Organism: Plenodomus lingam JN3
Lineage: Eukaryota; Fungi; Ascomycota; Dothideomycetes; Pleosporales; Leptosphaeriaceae
Source: RefSeq, a predicted model, not a curated record